AUGUUCUUCCACCUCGAGCUCGGUGCCCUUUUCCUCUCCCUCUCCCCUCUAUCAUCCCUCGCAGCACUGCCCGGUGACCACCCUUCCCAAACAGCCCUUUCCCAAGCCGCCCUGUCCGAUAUCCUACUCAGGGGCUUACCCAUCCUCGGACCCGACGAUGGCUGCUCGAAAACACUCAACACAUGCGAUUGGAUGGCCAAGAUCCCCGACGACACACCACUAGUCCGGAUGAACCUCCCCGGGACACACGAUACCUCUACAUGGAACUACUCAGCUACAACACAAGCCUCGCUCACUCGGUACACGGGCCCCCUCCCGUCCGCAGACAUCUUCCGAUGUCAAGAACGCUCGCUUCUCCAAUCGUUGAACGACGGUAUACGCGUGUUUGAUCUUCGUUUCGCUUAUAAUCCUGGGAAUGAUACUAUUGGGUUUUAUCAUUCUGCGGCGCUGUUGGCACCCACCACAACCAUGACCGACGUCUUUUUCGGGUUAUAUCAAUGGUUGAAUAAACACCCUACCGAGGCCGUAUUAGUGUCGAUUAACCAUGAAGGCGGGACUGGCACUCCCUACGACGCGAAGAUCCAGGAGAUGGUGUAUGAUCUCAUCAACAGCGAUAUCGGGAAGAGGUAUUGGGUUCAGACGAGUGGCAGUCUAGGAACUCUGGGACAAGCUCGAGGAAAACUAGCCCUCCUCCAGCGGUUCACAUUCGACCUCUUACCCGCAUACAAGACCAACCGGAUCGGUAUCCAGCUUGACCCGGGGCAUUGGACGGAUAACGGGAAGAGUAUUGAGUUGGUGUAUAAUGUUGAUAAGGGCUUGACUGCGUUUAUCGAGGACUACUACGCCUCCUCCCUCCCACUGACAUCUACACCCUCCCAAUUCAUCGAAGAUAAAUUCAACGUGACGACGGCCCACCUUGGUAAUGCGACGCUGUUUAAUCACGAUCAGCUGUAUAUCUCGUUUGCGAGCGCUGCUGCGAUUGUUGGGGGGGUGGGUAUGACGCCUAGGUUUCCUAGUUCUGCUCCUCCGACUUCACGUUUACUUUGA
Laccaria bicolor S238N-H82 is the source of this 1047-nucleotide messenger RNA. RefSeq lists its product as uncharacterized. The transcript has 8 exons. Gene Ontology annotation, biological process: lipid metabolic process. The coding region runs from base 1 to 1047 and encodes 348 amino acids. The record is from RefSeq and is a predicted model, not a curated record. Gene Ontology annotation, molecular function: phosphoric diester hydrolase activity. Lineage: Eukaryota; Fungi; Basidiomycota; Agaricomycetes; Agaricales; Hydnangiaceae.